This is a messenger RNA of Medicago truncatula (barrel medic), 1532 nucleotides long. Its product is annotated as myb family transcription factor MOF1. The record is from RefSeq and is a predicted model, not a curated record. The transcript has 6 exons. Bases 379 to 1383 code for a protein of 334 amino acids. Gene Ontology annotation, molecular function: DNA-binding transcription factor activity; DNA binding. NCBI's taxonomy places the organism in Eukaryota, Viridiplantae, Streptophyta, Magnoliopsida, Fabales, Fabaceae.
GCAAGACAAAGAAAGAAAAGAAAGGUACAGCAACUACCAAUAUCAGAAGGAUCAGGUAUUACCAGUGACACCAAUGUCCUAAAGGAAUUUUCAGAGCUCUCAUUCAUAUUCCUUCGUCUUUUCAUUUUCUCAUUCCCCUCUCUCUCUCUCUCUCUCUCCCAGCUGGAUUCUCUUUUUGCAUAGGGUGCAAAAAGUACUAUACUCUUAAUUAAUUUACCCUCUUCUUUAUAUAUAAAUAUAAAUAUAAAUAUAAAUAUAACACAAUUACACAUAUAUACAUUUAAUUUAAGAGCGAAACAAAAGAAGAAGAUAGUGAAGAUCUCUUUCUUUGUUUUGUCCAAGAGGGUUGGAAUAUUUGUUUGAAAGAAGAGAUAGAAAAUGAGUAGUAGUUGUGGAAGAGAAGGAGGAGGAGGAGCAGUGAGGCAGUAUAUAAGAUCAAAAGUCCCUCGUUUGAGAUGGACUCCUGAACUUCAUCGUUGCUUUGUUCAUGCUAUUCAAACCCUUGGAGGUCAUCAUAAGGCUACUCCUAAACUUGUUCUUCAGUUGAUGGAUAUCAAAGGACUCACUAUUUCACAUGUCAAGAGCCAUCUUCAGAUGUAUAGAAGCAUGAGAGGUGAAUUAGGAAGACAAGGUAGGACAAGCUCCCAACAUAGAAACCAAUGUCUUGAAGAGCAUGAUGAUGGAUGUGUUGAUGAAGUGAAUGAUGUUAAUGUUGAGCAUUCUUUGAGGAGAGAUUCUGAUUCUUCAUUCAUUGGUCACAGUAACAACUUCUCAAAAAGAGCUAGAAUCGAGAGGAGAAGUUCUACAACUAGUCUGCAAUGCAGCAGUGAAAGAAGAAGAAUAUGUGAUGAUGCGGUAACAAAACCGUACUGCUUUUAUGACUAUGUACAGCUCAAUGCCAAUGCCAAUACCAAUACCAAUACCAAUACCAUGGGUGAUCAGCAUGAUCUGCAGCUGCUGCAGAACAAGAAAGGAAUAAAGGAUGAACAACAGUUUUAUGCAUGGCAGAGGCAGAUUCAACCACCCAAUUCAACUUUGCUACCAGAUUUUGGCAUAAACCUCACUUCCUUCAAAUCUCUUAACCAAGAAUCUGAUUUCUCUCAGGCUAGUAAUGUAAAUGACAGAAAGAGCCCUUCAUGGUCAAUUAAUGGAGUUGUGAAAACUGACAGAGCACAUGUAGAAGGAGGACAUGAGUUGUCAUUGUCGUUAACAUUGCAAAAUCCUUCACCUCAGACAAGUAAUGCUUCUUAUUCGGCCAGUGAAAUCAGUGAGGCAAUUUCAUGUCCUAACCCCAGCUACAACUACAAGGACUGCUCUAGAAUAUCAUCUACUGUCAAUGAAAGGAUUAAUUUAGACCUAUCUUUAGCCAUUUGUGGCAAUUGAAUUUGAUGCUAUUUCACUGUAACAUCUUUUACUUUAGGCAUAAUUUCACUGUAGUUUUUUCUUUAUUCUCUUUGUUUUACAAUUUUGCUACUCACUGGGGUGCAUGCAUGCCUUUUCUUUUCAAUCAGACGUCUAAUUUUAUGGUUUUA